Messenger RNA from Triticum dicoccoides, 2543 nucleotides. Its product is annotated as kinesin-like protein KIN-14O. Bases 605 to 2374 code for a protein of 589 amino acids. Gene Ontology annotation, cellular component: microtubule cytoskeleton. Gene Ontology annotation, biological process: microtubule-based movement. The transcript is spliced from 12 exons. NCBI's taxonomy places the organism in Eukaryota, Viridiplantae, Streptophyta, Magnoliopsida, Poales, Poaceae. The record is from RefSeq and is a predicted model, not a curated record. Gene Ontology annotation, molecular function: microtubule motor activity; ATP binding; microtubule binding.
UCCUCUGAUAUAUCAUUCUAUCUCCUUGGGUGAUCUUGGAAAGAAGCCCUUUCCAGUGUGGUGUGAAGCACUUUCUGGUGUAUAGCUUAGCUUUGCUUGUGUGGUGUUCUUGAGUGGAAUAAAGGUAGAGCGUGCAUUCUUGUGGCUUGGGAUAGUAGGAUUCUUCCUUCUUCCACAGCCAUGUGCUGCAUGCAGCUUUGAGCUUUGGUAAUUGCUUCUAGGCUCUAGCCACCCCCAGUCCCAGCUUUAGCCAUCAAGAUCCAAGAAAGAUCAGGACCAAAAAGUCUUGAGCUGCAAUCAUUCCGAGCUGCAUUGUAGUGAGGAAUUGUCCCCUAGCUUGGCUCACGCUUUAUUCCUCAUAUUAUCUGUCCUUACUCUGGCACUAGAUCAAAGAUCAAGAACACAACUCCCUGUUUCCCGAGGAGAAAAGGAAUCAGGGACAGGCUCAAGCAGCAGCAGAUUCUCCUCAAGAAGCUAUCUGGGAGAAGCCCCUAUAUUUAAUUGGGUCCAAGAGGAGCUAUAGAUGCAACAAUCAUAAGUUCUUCUCUCACUACGAAGCAGAUGAAGCUUCUCUGAGGAAGGAAGAAGCUCUUGCUUUCUUUGCAUGGAGAACGAGGCCAACGGCGGAAUCGUACUUGGCCAUGACAAGGAAAUCUCAACCCUGCAAGAAGAGAUUUCUGCUCUGAGAUCGAGGCAGAGGCAUCUCAACCGGACAAGACGUGAGGCGCUGGACAAGCUCAUAGACCUGAAAGGAAGUAUCAGGGUGUUCUGCCGAGUCCAGCCGUCGAUCUCAACCAGCAACAUCAAGAUCAAAUCACCAGUUACUGUCGAACAAGAGAACAUCGCAGUUCGAGCAGUGGGGAUCAAGAAAGAUUUCAGUGUUGAUCGGGUGUUUGACCAGGAGUCAACGCAAGAUGAUGUGUUCCAUGAGGUGAGGCCAAUCCUCCGAUCUGCACUUGACGGGCACAAUGUCUGCAUCCUUGCUUUUGGCCAAACUGGGACCGGGAAGACCUAUACAAUGGUCAGAACUAGCGAUAACCUUGGCCUUGUGCCUCGAGCGAUUCAGGAACUGUUUUCUCAUGCUGCUCAAGAUACUUCAUCCACAUACUCUUUCUCCAUAAGCAUGCUCGAGGUCUACAUGGGAAGUCUCAGGGACUUGUUGGCACCAAGGCAGCAGCCUCUCUUCAGGUCCAUAGAAGGCAAUACAACUUGUAACCUCAGCAUUCUAGCAACCACAAGUGGCUCCGUCCAAGUCGAGGGGCUCACCGAUGUCACAGUACCGGACCUCAAGAAAGCCAACCAGUGGUACUCCAGAGGACGGCGAUCCCGAUCGACAUCCUGGACAAACGUCAACAAUGUUUCAAGCCGAUCACACUGUUUGACAAGAAUUACCAUAAGGAGAUGUGGAGGUGUGACUGGACAAGUCAGCAAGCUGUGGCUCGUGGAUCUUGGUGGCAGCGAGCGGUUGCUCAAGACUGGUGCAUCUGGAUUGAUAAUGGAUGAGGGUAAGGCCAUAAACCUGUCUCUGUCAGCCCUUGGAGAUGUCAUCGCUGCACUAAGGAGAAAGAGAAGCCAUGUUCCAUACAGAAAUAGCAAGCUUACCCAGAUUCUCAGUGAUUCUCUCGGUGAUGGCUCAAAAGUUGUGAUGGUAGUGCACAUCAGCCCUUCCAAGGACGACGUGGGUGAGACAAUUUGUUCGCUGGGCUUUGCGAAAAGAGCCAGGCUGAUAGAAUCCAGCAGAGAGCUUUCAGAGGACUUGAAAAUGUUAAAGCGGAAGCGGCUCGCGGAGCUUGACAAGGAAAUAUGUGACGCCGAGCAAGAGCUCGGGGUUCUGAAUGCACAAAUAAGGAGUGCUGAGAGGUCUGUGGAGGAGAGGAAGAAGCUUUGUCCCUCCGUCUGUCAGGCUCUCAGCGACGAGAAGGGGUCGCCCAGAAGCAUUCUGGUGGCAGGACACAUUGAUGCCGCAGACAGCCCUCAGGCAACCGAGAGGGCCAAGAGCAGGAUGGUCCAUCAUGGAUCAGUCCCUCACUUCAUGUCCGCAACAGUGUGCAGCCGUCAAAGACACGGCGCGGCAAGCCAUUCCGUCAGUAAACCGAGGCUGACAAAAUCAGUGAACACGUACUCAUCUAAGCCAAGUGGGAGCCAGUCGGUCAGCCACUCCGCAUCCAAGGCUAGGUCAGUGGCAUUCUCAUCCGGUGAGCCUAGGCUGAAAUACUUGUCUGUCAAAUCUGAUCAGAUCAACGUAAACAGUAACAGCAUCGAUUCGACGGUAGCGUCGACGCCUCGGCCUCGGCCAAGGGAGAGUCUUGUUUCCAGGCCGGUACAGAGAGCUCCCCUGCAUCAGCACAGGAGAAGGAUGUCAUGCUUAACCUGAACUCACAGAAAUAGUACAUACAGAUUGCAUAGCACUGAUUUUGACUUGUUGUUUCGUGGUGAAAUGUUUUGGGAACAUGUCUGCAGCUGUUUGAUAGUUUGGGUGUGUUAACUUGUGUAACUAACUACUGGAGGGCCUUUUUUUCUCGAAUAUACACGAGUGUGAAUAU